Molecule: messenger RNA, 1641 nt
Organism: Saccoglossus kowalevskii
Lineage: Eukaryota; Metazoa; Hemichordata; Enteropneusta; Harrimaniidae
Product: origin recognition complex subunit 5-like
Biological process (GO): DNA replication; DNA replication initiation
Cellular component (GO): nuclear origin of replication recognition complex; nucleus
Molecular function (GO): DNA replication origin binding
Source: RefSeq, a predicted model, not a curated record
CGUGGCCAGAAAGAUUGUGUAUAAUGGCGAGUGGCAAAAUUGGUAAAGAUUCCAGUUGUUAUGGUUACAGUAAAGAAAGAAUAGACGAAAUACACAACACAUUACCAUGCAGGGAAUCACAAAUCUCAACACUGCUAGCACUGUUUGGAAAGCCAUCCCAUGCAGCAUAUUCAAGUAUAUUUAUCUAUGGUCACACUGCCUCUGGUAAAUCAGCUGUUAUUACUACAAUAUUACAGACAUUACAGCUUCCUCAUGCGAUCGUCAAUUGCGUUGAAUGUUACACCCAACGAUUGUUAUACGAACAUAUCUUGAAUCAAGUUGGUGAUGUCAUUCCGUCACCUGACAAUAACUACAGCUGUUAUGCUCGCUGUGAUAAUAUGAAUGAUUUUGUGAGACUACUUAAAAAUCUUAUAGAAGAAAAAGAACUGGGAAGUCGCACAUUGUUCAUAGUUUUGGAUAAAGCUGAAAGAUUACGUGACAUGGAUGCAAAUAUACUCCCUGCGUUAUUAAGAUUACAGGAACUUUCAAACUGUAAUAUAUGUGUAAUAUUAAUCAGCGAGAUUGUCUUGGAAAAGUUUCGUACAGGAACUGGUUUUCAUGAACCAUUUGUUCUUCACUUCCCAGACUAUUCUAAAGAUGAAAUGUUGGAAAUAAUUUCCCAUGACUGCCCAUCUGAUUAUUCCCCAUCAUUCUACAUAUCCUAUGUAAAUUUACUGAUGAGUAUAUUCUAUAUGGUUUGCAGAGACCUCAAUGAACUCAGGCAUUUGGCACAGUUGAAUUUUCCCAAAUACAUAGAACCUAUAUUGAAAGGGGAAGCCACAGUGGAAAAUGCUCCUAAGUUGUGGCGUAACAUUCAGCCUCAUUUACAGAAAGCGUUACAGACUAUCUAUCUCAGAGAGGUUUCCAGCGCUCAAUGGGAAAAAUACCAGCUUGAAAAUGUGGAAGGAGCAGGAAGUCUUCCAAACUUGCUAUCUCUGCGUUCUAGUGUUGAGUUACCAUAUUAUUCUAAAUACCUUCUGAUAGCUGCUUAUUUAGCUUCUUAUAACCCCACCAGAACUGACAAAAGAUUCUUCUCAAAGCAUCAUGGGAAAAUAAACAAGCAUAAACUGAAGAAAACAGAAAAGAUCAGCUUUCAAUUACUGGGACCUAAGCCCUUCCCACUAGAGAGAUUGAUGGCUAUAUUCUAUAGCAUUGUGGAAGGUAAAGUAGCACCCACUGCCAAUAUAUUCUCACAGAUUUCUAGUUUGGUGAGUUUACAUCUGGUCUCACACGUUAGUAGUGAUGAUCAGCUGGACAGUGCCAAGUACAAAUGUACAGUAUCAUUGGAUUUCAUUAGAUCCAUCGCAAGGACUGUGAAUUUUGAUGUUGUGCGUUAUCUAUAUGACUUUGUAUAAGUGGUGCAAGUACACAGGUACUGUUACUACUCUUAGUGAACUUCAUGGAUUGCUUGCAUACCAGAGUUAUUUUUAUGUAUCACUGCCAAAUCCAUGGAAUAUAUAAACUGCCUUCUCUUAUACAUCGGUAAAGCAACAUGUCAAAAUUUUGUUGAUAAUUUGUUUAUUAACAUUCUUAAUAUAUAUUUUUCACUUUCAUACUUUCAUAUGAUUUCAUAGAAUAAAUAUACAUGUGUAUUUUUCAAGU